This is a messenger RNA of Triticum aestivum (bread wheat), 849 nucleotides long. RefSeq names its product protein synthesis inhibitor II-like. Gene Ontology annotation, molecular function: rRNA N-glycosylase activity. Lineage: Eukaryota; Viridiplantae; Streptophyta; Magnoliopsida; Poales; Poaceae. Gene Ontology annotation, biological process: negative regulation of translation. Bases 1 to 849 code for a protein of 282 amino acids. The transcript has a single exon. The record is from RefSeq and is a predicted model, not a curated record.
AUGUCGCCAGUUCAACAUGCCGCGACCCACACCAGCUUCAUCGCCGGCAUCCGCAGCAGGGUCGCCAACACGAAGCACUACUCCCACAACGUCCCCGUGCUGCCGCCGGCGGACCCGCCCGGCACGCCGCUGCGCCGGUGGUUCCACGUGGUGCUCAGGACGCGGACCAGCACGCUCACGCUCGCCAUCCGGGCCGACAACCUCUACCUGGAGGGCUUCCGGGGCAGCAACGGCGCAUGGUGGGAGCUCAGCCCCCGCAUCAUCGCGGGCGCCACCCACCUGGGCUUCGGCGGCACCUACCGCGACCUCCUCGGCGACACGGACAAGCUGGCCGGCGUCACGCUCGGCCCGCAGCAGAUGGCCGAGGCCGUGAACGCGCUCGCCGCGCGCACCGCGGCCGACGCCGGCUCCGGGGCCAAGCAGCAGCAGGCGAGGGAGGCCGUGGUGGCGCUGCUGCUCAUGGUGAACGAGGCCGCGCGGUUCCAGACCAUGUCGGGGUUCGUGGCCGGCCUGAUGCACCCGAGGGCGGCGAAGAAUAAAGGGAGCAUCACCGGGGAGAUGAAGGCGCAGGUGAACGGGUGGCAGGACCUCUCCGCGGCGCUGCUGAAGACGGAUAAAUAUGGAGACGCGUCUACUAGCAAGAACUCUAAAGACAAGAAGCCAACGCCGAGAGGCCCGGAAAAAUCAGCUCCUGAAGGCCCGGCAACGUUCCCGGCGUUUGACAAGAUGGGGGUGAAGACGGCGGACCAGGCGGCCGCCACGCUGGGGAUCCUGCUGUUCGUCGCCGUGGAGGGCGGGAUGGCCAAGGACAAGGCGCUGCAGCUGUUUCGUGGGACUCCAAAUUACUAG